Molecule: messenger RNA, 2368 nt
Organism: Mus musculus (house mouse)
Lineage: Eukaryota; Metazoa; Chordata; Mammalia; Rodentia; Muridae
Gene: Tssk4
Product: testis-specific serine kinase 4
Exons: 3
Coding region: 1595-2116 (173 amino acids)
Biological process (GO): flagellated sperm motility
Cellular component (GO): motile cilium; acrosomal vesicle
Molecular function (GO): protein serine/threonine kinase activity; magnesium ion binding; protein kinase activity
Source: RefSeq, a predicted model, not a curated record
CUUCCAGUUCAUUGGGAAGGCUAUAAGGAAGUGUGACGGGAAAACACCCAAUGUCCUGCUCUGGCCUCUGCAUGCGUGGGCACACGUGUCCACACAUAAAUGCAUCAACUGUAGGGGAGCAACAGGCUUGCAAGUGACCAGUUAUUUGAUAGAGGGUUGUGCUAAGUGGGAAUGGCAGUGGGCACAGAGAUGUGAAUGCAUUGUUUUUAUAUGUAUGGUGUAUGGGCAAUUGUGAGUAUAAGAACAUGCACCUGUAUUCAUAUGGAAGCUAAAGGAGGACAUCAGAUGUCUUCCAUCACUCUUUGCUUUGUUCCUUUGGGUCAGGGUCUUACUGAACAUGAAGUUGGCAUUUCUGGAGUAGGUGAGAAAGUCAGCAAACUCCAGUGAUGCUCUUGUGUCCACCUUACUCAGGGUUGGGGCUGCACCUGGCUUUUUUGUAGAUGCUGGGACUGAACCCAGUCUUUGUGUUUGAACAGCAAGAUCUCUUAACUGCUGAGUGAUCUCUCUCUAGACCCUUCAAGGGCUUUAUGAAUGAAAAAUAGGUUAAAGAGACAGGAUUUGAUGAUACCACACAUUGGAUGUAGGCACCAAGGCUGACAGUGCUGGUAUGAUAUUUGAUGUCUAUGUUCAGGACAACAUGGAAGUCUUAGAGUAGGAAAUAGUUCUGUUUGGGAUAUGAAUUUGAGGUGUAGAGAGAAGAUAUGUUCCUGUAAUAUUGAGUAAGCAAAUAGGCACGAUCUUGAACUCCAGUAUCUGGGGGUGAAAUCUGCACAAGGAGCCAUCAGAAUAAACGUGAAAUCUGGAGCUUUGAGAGUGUGUGAGAGCCCUAGGGGAGGAUGUGAGAGUCUGAGAAAAGUAAGCUUGAGAUUGCCCCAUAGACGGAGGGACUGGGGAGAUGUGGGUUGAUGGUAGAGUGCUGGCCUUGAAUACACAGGACCUAGGCUUAAUCAACAGUGAAAACAAGACAAAAUUGAAAACUGGAAACUGAUGCUGCUCCAGUGGAUGAGUGACUAAAUGGAUGGGAAAACCCAGGAGCAUCCCGUGUAAAGCAAGAACACAGGUCAAGACUGAAUGCAGACUGUGCUUCAACACCGCAGUCCUGUAUACACCCUGACAUGUUUCUCACGCUGGAUUAUAGAAGCAUGGGUACUCUGGGGACAUUGUUCAUUAGUUUAACAUAGUAUAUUCUGCAUAUUAUAUGCCACAUGGCAGAUACUCAGUAACAUAGAGGAGCCACAGAGGGAACUUACCAGGUUGUGUAAAGUGCCUUUUGUAAUGAAUGUGUUCCGAACUGCACUUCAUUUCAAGCUUUGUGGCCAAUGAUGAAUAAAGGUGUAUGGAACUUGGGACCUUGGAAGUUCUGUAACCAAGAUAUGGAAGUAACAACAGCCAGCCAAGACAAAAAGAAUGUUCUUUUCUUUCCCCUUCCAAGUUCUUAGUGAAGGGCCGAGCCCAGCAUCCCAGCCUUGUGUGACUUGGUAAACACUGGGACCCUAACUUCACUUCAGUACCCUCCCUUCAGGAGCUCAAGGUGGCUUCUCCGUAGACAGAGGCUUCUAAGUAUCAAAGCUCCCCACUGCGCAAGCCCAACAUCAUGGGGAAGGGAGACACCUCGGAAACAGCAUCAGCCACCCCAGCCUAUCGCUCUGUCAUGGAGGAGUAUGGUUAUGAGGUGGGCAAGAUCAUUGGCCAUGGCUCCUAUGGAACUGUCUAUGAGGCAUACUACACAAAGCAGAAGGUCAUGGUGGCUGUCAAGAUCAUCUCGAAGAAGAAGGCCUCUGAAGACUAUCUCAACAAGUUCCUACCACGUGAGAUACAGGUAAUGAAAGUCCUACGGCACAAGUACCUCAUCAACUUCUAUCAGGCCAUUGAGACCACAUCCCGAGUAUACAUCAUUUUGGAGCUGGCUCAGGGCGGUGAUGUCCUCGAAUGGAUCCAACGAUAUGGGGCCUGUGCUGAGACCCUUGCUGGCAAGUGGUUCUCCCAGAUGGCUUUGGGCAUCGCCUACCUGCACAGCAAGGGCAUCGUGCACCGGUCCAUUUGUUCACCAUAUUGUAAUCAUCUGGUCAAGGACACUUGUAUCCACUGUGUGAGAGCACUUUAUACACAAUGGUGAACUAGUGGUCCUCAGGUACCAUCCUCUCUCCCUUUUGGGCUCUGCUCACAACUCCAUGGCUUUGCUUCCCAUAGACAUCUCACUCCCACUUGUCCUGUCCUCAUCUCUAGCCUCUGACCCCUUCUUUUCAGCUCCCGGUCUAAUACUAAGCCCUCUCCCCAGCCUGACCCCCAGCCUUUCUGCUGCUGGUAGGGAUUUAAAGUUGGAGAACCUGUUGCUGGACAAGCGGGAGAAUGUGAAGAUAUCGGACUU